AUGGUCAUUAUUGGUUAUUUGUCAAAUGAUUUGUUGAGUUCAAGGGAAUUGAGCUUACAUGAUCAAGUUCAGGUCAUAAUCAAUGGGAUAGCAAAGGUGGUAAAGGCUGAUAACACUGAGAUGAUUAUCAUCCCAGAACUACAUACAAGUGAUGAAGAUAUCAAUUAUAUUGAAGAAACUCUCAAAUCCACUGCUAAAGAGUCAAAUGUUAACCUUAUAGCUCAACUUUCAACAAAUUCAACCACAAUCAGAUAUUUAUUUUCUCAAAAUGGUACAAUUACACUUAAAACCACAUCACAAGAUGGAUUAAUAACCACAACCCCAAACGGGAAAACUGUCACUACAUUCAAAUUCAAUGAAGGUUCAUUAGAAGUCGGUACUUUGUUCAAUCAACAACAUCUAAACCCUUUAGAAUUUCAAAACUCCGCUAUACAACAUGAAAAAAUUCAUAUAGUUUAUGAAGAUGAAUUAUCUAAAUCCCCAAAUUUCCAUUCCAUAUUCCAAAGUUUUGCACAACAAACUCAAUGUUUCAUCAUUUAUUAUACUUCAAAAGGAAUUGAAUUAUAUAACCCAGAUGGAUUUUCUAAACAAUUUAAUGGGACAUUUGAACUAGAUAUGAAGAAGAUUUUAGUUCAGAAGAGUUUUAUUGAUAUCGUGGGACAUUAUUCAAGGUCUGAUAUGAUGUCUUUGGCUAUCAGGGCUGAGAAUUAA
Molecule: messenger RNA, 711 nt
Organism: Hansenula ciferrii
Lineage: Eukaryota; Fungi; Ascomycota; Saccharomycetes; Phaffomycetales; Wickerhamomycetaceae
Product: Aliphatic nitrilase
Exons: 1
Coding region: 1-711 (236 amino acids)
Source: RefSeq, a predicted model, not a curated record